CAAAAUUCCAAAUCAGAACUAGGGACGACUUUAAAAAGGAAUGGACAACCUUUCCAAUCCUCCUCCUUCCUCCUCCUCUUUUUACUUGCGAUGUAAAUAAAUUCAGACGGAGACCUCGACGAUUGGUCGGUGAUUUCGAUGUUUUGACUGAUCGGUCAAGUUUUUUGAGGAUUUUUUUGCCAAAUGGAAAAUACCAUACAAGGACGUCUCGCUGGCUGGGAAACUCAUGGAUUCCGUACAAUGGCAGAUUUGGAUGUUGUCAACAUCAUGGACGAAGCCAAGGCAAGAUGGUUAAGGCCAAAUGAAAUCCAUGCAAUAUUGUGUAACUAUAAGUAUUUCAGUAUCAGUGUCAAGCCGGUGAACUUGCCAAAAAGCGGUACAAUCAUACUGUUUGACCGUAAAAAGCUCAGAAACUUUCGGAGAGAUGGUCAUAAUUGGAAGAAGAAGAAGGAUGGGAAGACUGUCAAAGAAGCUCAUGAACACUUAAAAGUUGGUAAUGAGGAAAGGAUCCAUGUGUACUAUGCUCAUGGUGAAGAUAACCCGACCUUUGUCCGCAGAUGCUACUGGCUUCUUGAUAAGACGCUGGAACAUAUUGUCCUUGUUCAUUACCGUGAAACUCAAGAGUUGCAGGGUUCUCCCGGCACUCCUGUGAAUUCAAAUUCUAGUUCAGCCCUCUCUGACCCUUCUGCUUCUUGGCUCUUAUCAGAGGAAACUGAUUCUGGGGCUGAUGCAGCGAAUUAUAUUACUGAGAAAGCACAAUUAGAGCCUGGUGAUAAUAUGACCAUUAUAAAUCAUGAAAUGAGACUUCACGAGAUCAAUACACUGGAUUGGGAAGAGCUUUUGGUGCCUGAUGAUCUCAACAAGUUGAGUGCACCUGAGGGAGGAAAAACUCCACGCUUUGAGCGGCUGAAUCAGUAUAAAACAAAUGAAUUCACUAGUAAUGGUAGCAUUCCAUCAGCCAACAAAUUACCUGAGGAGAGUUCUUUGGGGAGUCUUGGUGAGUCAGAUGCCCGAAGUUACUCCAUUGGGUUGAAUACAUUGGAUAGUCCUUUCUUCCAGAACAUGAGUGGCGACACAAAUGUAAAUUUGCCGAGAGAGGUUUCAGGACUGGUGACAGUAGGCACUGGUGACACUUUAGACAUACUGGGCAAGGAUGGCUUGCAAACUCAAGAGAGCUUUGGAAGGUGGAUGAACUACAUCCUGACAGAUUCUCCUGGAUCUGUUGAUGAUCCAAUUCUGGAAUCCUCGAUUCCGACAAGUCAUGAAUUGUCUACCUUACAAAUAAUGGAUCAUCCUCAGUCAUUUGUUCCUGGACAACUUUUCAGUAUUACAGAUGUCUCUCCUGCAUGGGCUUUUUCAACUGAAGAAACGAAGAUACUCAUCACUGGAUUCUUUAAUGACGGGCAUCAACAUCUGUCCAGAUCCGAUUUAUAUUGUGUCUGUGGAGAUGAAUGUUAUCCUGCAGAAAUUAUCCAGCCUGGAGUAUUUCGCUGUUUGGUUUCACCACAUACCCCCGGAUUAGUGAAUCUUUAUUUUAGUUUGGAUGCUUGCAAUCCCAUCAGCCAAGUUAUGACCUUUGAGUAUCGCACUCCUUUGCUGCGCGACUCUAUGGUAUGUUCAGAGAAUACUGGGGUGAAUUGGGAGGAUUUUAGAGUUCAGAUGAGACUUGCUCACUUGCUCUUUUCUACCACUAAGAGCCUUAGCAUUUUUUCAAGUAAAGUACUGCCACAUGCCCUCAAAGAGGCCAAAAUAUUUACCCACAAAACCUCCCACAUUGUGGAUGGUUGGGCAUAUACGAUGGAGUCAGUUGAAAAUAACCAAAUCUCUUUUCAACAAGCCAAGGACAGCUUGUUCGAACUCACUUUGAAGAACAAACUAUAUGAAUGGCUGUUGGAAAGAGUAGUUGAAGGGGGUAAAACUUCUGAUCAUGAUGAUCAAGGUCAAGGAGUAAUCCAUUUGUGUGCUAUCUUAGAUUAUACGUGGGCUGUCUGCCCAUUUGCCUGGUCUGGCUUAUCAUUGGAUUAUCGGGACAAAUUUGGAUGGACUGCUCUUCAUUGGGCUGCAUAUUGUGGAAGGGAGAAAAUGGUUGCUGCUCUUCUUUCUGCUGGAGCAAAGCCAAACUUGGUCACAGACCCGAAUUCAGAAAAUCGCGGUGGAUGCACUGCAGCUGAUCUCGCAUCUAGAAAAGGUCACGAUGGUUUAGCAGCUUAUCUUGCAGAAAAGGCUUUAGUGGAUCACUUUAAGGAUAUGACAAUAGCUGGAAAUGUCAGUGGCUCAUUGCAAAACAAUCCACCUAAUUCGGUGAAAGGUGGGAACGAAACCCAAGAGGAGUUGUGUCUGAAGGACACUCUGGCUGCUUAUCGGACGGCUGCCGACGCUGCAGCUCGUAUACAGGCUGCAUUCAGGGAGCACUCAUUCAAGCUAAGGACAAAAGCAGUCCAGUUUUCCAAUCCCGAGGACGAAGCUCGUAACAUAGUUGCUGCAAUGAAGAUCCAGCAUGCCUUCCGGAACUAUGAGACAAGGAAACAGAUGUCAGCUGCUGUUCGAAUUCAACAUAGGUUCCGUACUUGGAAGAUGCGAAAAGACUUUCUCAAUUUGCGACGUCAUGCUAUCAGAAUUCAAGCUGUUUAUCGAGGCUUCCAAGUCCGGAAACAUUAUCGGAAGAUAUGUUGGUCUGUUGGAGUGCUUGAAAAAGCAUUAUUACGUUGGCGUAUGAAGAGAAGAGGCUUCCGGGGGCUUCAGGUUUGCCCUGUGGAAGCUGUGGAAGAUCAGAAGCACGAAAGUGAUGUGGAGGAGGACUUCUUCAAAGCCAGCAGGCAACAAGCUGAAGAGCGUGUUGAGAGGUCUGUUGUACGGGUCCAAGCCAUGUUUCGUUCAAAGAAAGCGCAACAAGAAUAUCGGAGUAUGAAGUUGGCGUAUGAUCAAGCAAGGCUGCAGUAUGAAGGACUUGUGUCUCCCGAUAUAGAUAUGGGCUAAGUGAGUACUAGGAUUUCUUAGUUUACUAGGCAAUUUACUGUGGCACCCAAGGAAAAGAAAAAGGUUUCAAAGGGCAAGUUUGUGGUGUUCUACAUGUACAUCUUGUAAAUUUCUAGACUAGACUAAUAGAGUUUCUUUUGUCUUUCCAAGAAAAUUUAGUUUCAGUUCCCUUGGUUCUGUUGCCUUCUUGUUAUGAUUCUUGAAAGGUUUCAGUGUUUUAUCUUCCAGAUGUUUACGGUACAUUCUCCUUGGUA
Rhododendron vialii is the source of this 3230-nucleotide messenger RNA. Its product is annotated as calmodulin-binding transcription activator 5. Gene Ontology annotation, cellular component: nucleus. Gene Ontology annotation, biological process: regulation of transcription by RNA polymerase II. NCBI's taxonomy places the organism in Eukaryota, Viridiplantae, Streptophyta, Magnoliopsida, Ericales, Ericaceae. The transcript is spliced from 14 exons. Gene Ontology annotation, molecular function: transcription coregulator activity; protein binding; double-stranded DNA binding. The coding region runs from base 184 to 2976 and encodes 930 amino acids. The record is from RefSeq and is a predicted model, not a curated record.